Messenger RNA from Polypterus senegalus (gray bichir), 601 nucleotides. Its product is annotated as 40S ribosomal protein S25-like. The transcript has 2 exons. The record is from RefSeq and is a predicted model, not a curated record. Gene Ontology annotation, molecular function: structural constituent of ribosome. Lineage: Eukaryota; Metazoa; Chordata; Cladistia; Polypteriformes; Polypteridae. The coding region runs from base 1 to 558 and encodes 185 amino acids. Gene Ontology annotation, cellular component: cytosolic small ribosomal subunit.
AUGGUUCAGACUGACAGUUUCAAGUUUCAGGUAAAGCUGCAAGAUAACCCUGCUAAAAGACGUGGUAUUCUGUUAGUGGACAGUUCAAUAUACGACCCACUUGGAUUUUUAGCACCAGUCAUACUGCCUGCCAAGCCUAUUCCAAGAGAACUGUGUAAAGAGAUCAAGAAGUGGAGGAAAAUACUUCCCAAAGUUGAUAAGAAGAAGAGAGACUCUGGCAAGGCUGCCAAGAAGGACAUGGACCCAGUAAACAAGUCCGGAGGCAAAGCCAAAAAGAAGAUGUGGUCCAAGGGGAAGGUGAGAGAUAAGUUGAAUAACUUGGUCCUCUUUGACAAAGCAACCUAUGAUAAACUCUACAAGGAAGUUCCCAACUACAAAAUUAUCACAUCUGCUGUGGUUUCAGAAAGACUGGAGAUCAGAGGGUCUCUAGCCAGAGCUGCACUUCUGGAACUGCUCAACAGAGGUAUGAUCAAGCUGGUCUCAAAACACAGGGCGCAGGUUAUCUAUACUAGAUAUACCAAGGGAGGAGAUGCACCCGCAGAUGAAAAGGAGACAUAAGCAGAUUCUGCAUUUGGUUUCUUGAAGAGUUAAGUAAAUUUGU